AUGCAAGAACUCAUCGUCCGCAACAUAAUCGAACUAUGGCUGCUCUCCUUUUUUGGCCUGUGCUUCCUUGCUGUGCGAAUAUGGGUCCGAACCAAGAUGGUGGGCAUAAAGGGCUAUGACCUAGAUGACUGGCUGCUUAUUGGAGUAGUUUGCCUGUGGUGUUCUGGACCUGUCCUCAGCCACAUCUUUACGGCAAGAUGUAAAGGACGGCACACAUCCGACCUUACCUACGAACAGCGGAAGGCAAUGCCCCAUUCAGAAUACCACGAGUGGGAGUACGGCUCGAAGAUCUAUCUCGUGGGGCUUUCAGAAUAUUUCGUCAUCAUUUGGAUGCUCAAGUUCAACAUGCUCUGCUUCUAUCAACGUGUGGUUCGCAACACCUGGAGCGAAAAGUUCGUCAAGCCCCUCAUGGGUAUUAUCGGGGUCACCCUUAUGGUGAUUGUCUUCACAAUUAGUUUAACAUGCCGGCCUUUUCAUAACCUCUGGAAAGUGUGGCCAGACCCGGGCCCGCGAUGUGUGCCGCAAAAUGUCGUCUUCCUCGCUACGAUACUGUCCUUCAACUUGACAACAGACUUGUGCAUCAUGCUUGUCCCUCUUCCUAUUUUCAUUAGACUUCGAACAACCAUGUGGAAGCGGCUUGGUCUUUUCUUCUGUUUCACCUUGGGCACUCUUUGCAUGACUGCGGCUGUUUUGCGAUACGUUCUAAUAUUUCAUCUCAAUGAAAGUACUAUGGCGGGUAUGUGGUCGACCCGCGAGGACUUCGUGGCCGUAGUCGUUGGUCAAGCACCGAUGCUUACACCAUUGUUUCGCCGCAGCUUCUGGGUUGAAGCUGGAUACGCCACUGACAAGUCGAGCUCGCCAUUGAACGGGCGCAGACACUCCGCUGACAAGAAUGGUUACGAACUCAACGACGAAGUCAGAGCAGUGGUCACAGUAGGAGGAAGUCCUCAGAACCGAAGAACGGCGAGGAAUCCGUACAGCAUCACUCAAACCGAGAAGGGCGAAAGCCAAGAGGAGAUCAUCACGAACAACGCCGCAGAUGCGCAAAAAGUCUCGGACGCGGCCGACUCGGCUACUGAACCGCAAGACAUCGGACGAGAAGGAUAUCACGAUGGGGCAGGUAUCAUGGUUGAAAGAACCGUAAAUAUCAGCCAGUCCGUGCGCGAGGCGGUCCGCAACGAGUUCCCGCCGGAGCGGUGGGAAGGCAGGCGGAGGGGCUGGGAGUCCACGCCCUUCAGCGGAGGUCCGCAGGAAUACAGCAUGUCUCAGCUGUCUUUUGCCGUCGCCAAGAUGGCCCAGCACUAUGACCAGAUCCGGCCGAGCCCGGGGAGCGACAACCAGAAACGCAGCUGGAUGACGGUGCUCACGCCGGGCGCUGGGGUAAAGGUCAGAUUACAUGUUGCUAUGGCGGCGGAAUGA
Messenger RNA from Diaporthe citri, 1419 nucleotides. RefSeq lists its product as uncharacterized. The coding region runs from base 1 to 1419 and encodes 472 amino acids. The transcript is spliced from 5 exons. The record is from RefSeq and is a predicted model, not a curated record. Gene Ontology annotation, molecular function: heme binding; oxidoreductase activity, acting on paired donors, with incorporation or reduction of molecular oxygen; monooxygenase activity. NCBI's taxonomy places the organism in Eukaryota, Fungi, Ascomycota, Sordariomycetes, Diaporthales, Diaporthaceae.